GUAAUAUAUUUGCCAAAUAAGCUUACGACACAAACACAAUGACACUAUGACAGUAAGAUAUCAUUUCAAAAUACGGAUAUACCCCCAAAUUGGUGGCAAUGACAAAGAAAAAAAGAGUUCUUCACAGUGGCACAUUCGUAAUACAUAUGAACUUUGGUGGUUGUUUCGUAAUAUAGAUCGUACUUAAAACCUCUAAACACCGUUCUCUUUAUUUGCCAUCUUCUUCAUUAUCAUCAUCUCCAUCUCUCUCUCUCUCUCUCUCAUUUUCUUGAAAAAGAUGAGAACCUUAAAGACUCAGACCACAAGGGGAAGAAGAAGAGCAAAUGUGUCGUCACGUACGAGAGUUUUACACACGUGCUGUGGAAAUGGUAGUAGCGACGGAGGGAAGACGGUGAUGGAGAAGCUUCUUGCGUUAAAGAGCCUUCUUCCUCCACCGGUGAAUGUCGGUGGUGGAGAGACGGAGGAGCUGUUUCAAGAGACGGCGGAGUAUAUCGUGAAGCUUAGAACACAAGUCGUGGUGUUGAAGAAACUGAUUGAGAUUUACGAUAACUCUUCUGAUCAGAAGAAAGAUGUUGUUUUAUAAUGUUCAUUUAUAUUUUCUUUAAUUUAAAUUAUUUCAGGUUUUUCUGUUUUUUUUUGUUAUAAACUUAUAAUUAUUAUAUUGUGAUCCGUAAUGGUUUUAGGUUGUCCAUGUCUUUAAUGUAUUGGUUUAAAGGAAAAAGUAUUGAUGAUUGAUAACUUUCUUUUCUUUGUUCUAGUCACACGUAGUCUAGGUGUUCUGCAGUAGUAUUAAUAAGUUUAUUUUUUUUUGGUUAAUCUUCUUGCAUUCUUUUGUUUUUA
Arabidopsis thaliana (thale cress) is the source of this 840-nucleotide messenger RNA. RefSeq lists its product as uncharacterized. The transcript has a single exon. The record is from RefSeq and is marked reviewed. Bases 278 to 583 code for a protein of 101 amino acids. Lineage: Eukaryota; Viridiplantae; Streptophyta; Magnoliopsida; Brassicales; Brassicaceae.